Molecule: messenger RNA, 1992 nt
Organism: Microdochium trichocladiopsis
Lineage: Eukaryota; Fungi; Ascomycota; Sordariomycetes; Xylariales; Microdochiaceae
Product: P-loop containing nucleoside triphosphate hydrolase protein
Exons: 3
Coding region: 1-1992 (663 amino acids)
Biological process (GO): ribosomal large subunit biogenesis
Cellular component (GO): nucleolus
Molecular function (GO): GTPase activity; GTP binding; RNA binding
Source: RefSeq, a predicted model, not a curated record
AUGGCGACAAAAGCGAAGACGGCGUGGAAGGACAUUCCUCCGGUUCCUACCUCGCAGGAGUUCCUCGAUAUCGUCCUCAGCAGGACGCAGCGUCGUCUCCCGACCCAGAUUCGUGCCGGUUUCAAGAUCUCCCGUAUCCGCGGCUUUUACACUCGCAAGGUCAAAUUCACCCAAGAGACCUUCUCGGAAAAGUUUGGCCAGAUCCUCGAGAGCUUCCCCCGUCUUCAGGAUAUCCACCCUUUCCACAAGGACCUCCUCAACACUCUCUACGAUGCCGACCACUUCAGGAUCGCCCUUGGCCACUUGUCGACAGCCAAGCACCUGAUUGAGACCAUCUCCCGCGACUAUGUCCGCCUGCUCAAGUACGCGCAGAGUCUGUUCCAGUGCAAGCAGCUCAAGCGCGCCGCCCUUGGUCGCAUGGCGACCCUCACAAAGCGUCUCAAGGAGCCGCUCGAGUACCUCGACCAGGUCCGCCAGCAUUUGGGCCGUCUGCCCUCGAUCGACCCCAACACCCGCACGCUCGUCAUCUGCGGCUACCCCAACGUCGGCAAGUCGAGCUUCCUGCGCAGCGUCACCCGCGCCGAUGUUGAUGUCCAGCCUUAUGCAUUCACCACCAAGAGCUUGUUCGUCGGCCAUUUCGACUACAAGUACCUACGCUUCCAGGCGAUCGACACCCCUGGUAUCCUGGAUCACCCCCUUGAGGAGAUGAACACGAUUGAGAUGCAGAGUAUCACGGCCAUUGCUCACUUGCGGUCCGCGAUCCUGUACUUCAUGGAUCUGUCUGAGCAGUGCGGCUACUCCGUCGCAGCCCAGAUUCAGCUCUUCCGCUCAAUCAAGCCUCUGUUCCAGAACAAGCUCGUGUUCAUUGUGAUCAACAAGAUUGAUAUCCUGCGGCCCGAGGAGCUGGACGAGAAGACGAGUCAGGACCUCCAGUCGCUGCUGUCUGGCGGCGACGUCGAGCUGCUUCAGCUCUCUUGCAACACCACCGAGGGUGUGCAGGAGGUCAAGAACGCCGCUUGCGAGCGCCUGCUCGCCGAGCGUGUGGCUCAGAAGCUCAAGGCCGGUACCUCCGGGAGCGGUGCUAUCGGUGGCCGCUUGGCGGAUGUCAUGGCCCGUAUCCACGUCGCGCAGCCCAUGGGCGGUGCCGGACGCGAGACGUUCAUCCCCGAGGGCAUCAAAGAGCUCAAGAAGUACGACAAGAACGACCCUGAGCGCCGGAGGCUCGCCCGCGACAUCGAGGGCGAGAAUGGCGGUGCUGGUGUGUUCAACGUCGACCUCAAGGCCGACUACCUGCUCGAGAACGAUGAGUGGAAGUACGACCGGAUACCCGAGGUCUUUGACGGCAAGAACGUCUACGACUACGUCGACCCUGAUAUCGAUGCCAAGCUGCAGGCUCUUGAGGAGGAGGAGGAGCGCCUCGAGGCCGAGGGCUUCUACGACUCUGACGAGGAGCUUGACGACGCCGAGGAGGCUGAGAUCAAGAUGAAGGCCGAGAUCAUCCGUGAGAAGCAGGCGCUGAUCCGGAAUGAGGCCAAGAUGCGCAAGUCGCUCAAGAACAAGGCCAUCAUGCCCCGCAAGGCCAUCAAGAAGCCGCUUUCAGAGCUCGAGGACGCGCUCGAUGUUCUUGGUGUCGAUACGCACGACCUGGGCCUGCGUGCUCGCGCCGUGGAUGGCUCUACUCGUGGCCGCUCCAUGUCCAGGAGCCGCCUGGGUACCGAAGACACCGCCAUGAUGGACGUCGACAUGACGCCCAAGGAGCGCCUGCGGUCCAAGAGCCGGCCGCGGGACCGCAGCGUCAUGCCCUCCAACAGGCGCGACGACGGUGUUCAGGACGAGGAGACCAAGGACAAGCUCGACCGCCAGGCCAAGCUCAGCCAGCGGAGAAUGAACCGCAUGGCCAGGCAAGGAGAGGCCGAUCGCCACGUCGGCACCACCAUGCCGAAGCACUUGUUUGCGGGCAAGAGAACCGUCGGCAAGACGGCGAGACGUUAA